GACCCUCUGGAGGACCGCUCCAUCUUUUCUGGGGGUCUGUUCCAGUACCUGGAGGAAAACAAGAGAUGGAGGAACCGCUUUGUCUUCGUGGCCGACACCUACAACAUCAGCUUCUAUGAAAACAAAGUGGUGAGGUGGUCGGAAAACUGAAACAUCUAUUUUUUUGUUGCUAGAUUUGUUUUUACUUUCAUAAUCAGACAGAUUUAGAUGCCAGCUAGUCUGAAUUGUUUGGGUCACAACUUUAUCUGUGAUUUUAUGGUUCUGAACUGUUUGUACAUUUUUCACCCUCUUUCCUUGAAACUGCACCCUCACUCUGUACUCUCUGAUAGGCUCACGAGAGGGGCUUGCGCCCUAAAGGAACCAUAAACUGUGCUGGAUACAAAGCUCUGACCUCCAUGGAGGAGUAUCUUGAACUGAUCAACACCAGCCUGCCAGGUGAGAGAUAUGAUUUGGUUACACCUGACUAGCUGAUCUGUGUAUACUAAACAGCUGAUCAUGAGUCACUGUUGGAUUUUGGUAUAACCAGCACUUUCCCCAAUGUGAGAUCAAGUACUAAAGUACUCAGUGACUAGCUAGGCCAUAUUCAUUAGGGCACACUGUAACAAAACAUUUAGCAAUGAGUGUUUUCCUAUUGGACAAAUUCUGGAAUUCCUUUCCUGAUUCAAUAUAUUUUCUUUGGUUUGGUGCCCUGAUGAGGAGGCUAUGAACACCUAUAAACGUGAAUGUUUGUUUGUGUUUUAGGUAUAAAGGCCAAGGUGGACAGUGGUCCGUUUGUGAAGUGUGCCACCCAGUUCCCUCUGAUCCUGUGGCAUCCAUACGCCCGCCACCACUACUUCUGUGUGCUGACAGAGAAGGAGCAGAAGAAGUGGCACGCUGUGCUUCAGGACUGUGUCAGACACAGCAACAAUGGUGAGGAGCUGUCUGAACACCACACACUGUCAUAA
Coregonus sp. 'balchen' is the source of this 944-nucleotide messenger RNA. NCBI's taxonomy places the organism in Eukaryota, Metazoa, Chordata, Actinopteri, Salmoniformes, Salmonidae. The record is from the annotation of a GenBank genome assembly.